AUGGAUAACGAUCUAAUCCAGCUUGUCAACAAGCUGCAAGAUACCUUCGCCAACCUUGGCGGGGAGCUUGACAUGCCCCAGAUUGUGGUCGUCGGGAGUCAAUCUGCGGGCAAAUCAAGCGUCUUAGAAACUAUCGUCGGGCGCGACUUUCUCCCGCGCGGUGCUGGGAUCGUAACGCGCCGACCUUUGACUUUACAGCUCGUCCACAUCCCGCCUCCUGAUCCCGAUAACCCCACUGCGUCUAGCUACGCCGAAUACGGACAGUUCCUUCAUCUCGACAAACGGUUUACAGAUUUUGGCGAGAUCCGGCGCGAGAUCGAGGCUGAGACGUUCCGCGUUGCGGGCCAGAAUAAGGGGAUCUCAAAACUGCCGAUUUCCCUCAGGAUUUAUUCGCCGAAAGUACUGGAUCUCACUCUAGUGGAUCUGCCUGGGUUGACAAAGAUUCCUGUCGGGGACCAACCGUCAGAUAUCGAGCGGCAAAUUCGCAACCUCGUUCUGGAAUACAUCUCCAAGCCGAAUGCUGUAAUUCUUGCCGUAUCUGCAGCGAAUGUCGAUCUCGCCAACUCGGACGCGCUCAAACUGGCGCGGUCCGUCGACCCUCAGGGUCGCCGCACCAUCGGCGUCCUGACGAAGCUAGAUCUCAUGGACGCCGGCACGAACGCCCUCGACAUUCUGAAUGGCCGUAUAUAUCCCCUGAAGCUCGGCUUCAUUGGUGUCGUCAAUCGCAGCCAGCAGGAUAUCAAUUCAGAACGGAGCAUGGACGAUGCACAGGCGCACGAAAAGGAGUUCUUCCAGAACCACCCUGCGUACCGAAGCAUCUCCCACCGGAACGGUACUCGAUACCUCGCAAAGACGCUCAAUCACGUCCUGCUCAACCACAUCCGCGAGAAGCUACCGGAUAUGAAGGCUCGGCUGAACACGCUGAUGGGUCAAACGCAGCACGAGCUGGAUUCGUUUGGUGACGCUGCCUUGUUUGACGGUCAGCACCAAGGCGCCCUCGUCCUCAAGCUCAUGACUUCCUUCGCACGUGACUUUGUCUCUUCCAUAGAGGGCACAUCCAGCGAUAUCUCCACCAAAGAAUUAUCAGGCGGCGCUCGCAUCUACUAUAUAUUUAACGACGUCUUCGGUCACGCGCUUGAGAGCAUCGAUUCCACCAGCAAUCUCACUACUCAGGAUAUCCGAACGGCUAUUAGGAACUCAACUGGUCCCCGCCCCAGUUUGUUUGUGCCCGAAGUCGCGUUUGAUCUACUUGUCAAACCCCAGAUCAAACUACUGGAGGGGCCGAGUCUGAGGUGUGUCGAGUUGGUGUACGAGGAGCUAGUCAAGAUAUGCCAUAACUGCACCAGCACUGAGUUGCAACGAUUCCCUCGUCUCCACGCGCGCUUGAUCGACGUGAUCUCGGAACUUCUGCAGGAGCGACUUGGUCCUACAUCCGAAUACGCCUCAAGCCUGAUUGACAUCCAGGCUGCGUACAUCAAUACCAAUCACCCGGCCUUCAUGCAGAACUCCGCUCAUGCUCACGCGCACCACCAGAGGAGGACUGCUGCUGUUCCCCCGCCCAUUACCUCCACCGAUAUGAAUGGAUCUGUGUCUGCCGAGGAAGAGGAAGCAGACGACGAACAUUCGGAAGUGAUGCCCAAUGGCACUGCCCCCAAGGACACUCGCUCGGUGUCCUCGACCGUUCAUGACAGAAGCCGAGCACCAUCCUUCGUUCCUUCGGGGGCAAAGGAGGCACCUCCCAUGCAUAACAUGGCUCGCCAUGAUCGACGAUCGACGAGCGGUGGUGCCCAACUUGGAGUCCCUACAGUGAACGCUGGCACAUCCCCCGCUUCGGCCAAGGAGACUUUCUUGAACUACUUCUUCGGUGGAAACCAACCGGGGAUGCCACCUGGUGCUUCCCCAGCCGCUCUGAUGGUUCCACGGCAUUCCCAGGUCGGCAGGGACUUGAAUCCCGAGUCCGGCGUGCCCUCAUCAGCUUUACAGGCUGUUCGUACCUUGGACGGGAGCAACGCUGCCUUUGAUAUGAAGAGUCUUGGCAAGCACAUUGAAGCUGUUAGCGCAGCUCCAUUGUCCGUCCGCGAAGAGAUGGAAUGCAGCCUUAUUCGUUCUCUGAUCGCCUCGUACUUUGACAUUGUUCGACAAACAAUCCAAGAUCUCAUACCGAAAUCGAUCAUGCACCUGCUUGUUAACCACACCUCGCAACAGGUCCAGAAUCGCCUAGUCUCCUCGCUUUACAAGCCGGAACUUUUCGCCGAUCUCCUGCAUGAAGACGAGGCGUUGGUGAACGAACGAGCGAGGGUGAAGGCACUAUUGGAUGCUUACAAGGAAGCGUUCAGAACUCUUUCGGAAGUGAGCUUGAAACCGCUGUGA
Dacryopinax primogenitus is the source of this 2370-nucleotide messenger RNA. RefSeq lists its product as uncharacterized. The coding region runs from base 1 to 2370 and encodes 789 amino acids. Gene Ontology annotation, molecular function: microtubule binding; GTPase activity; GTP binding. Gene Ontology annotation, cellular component: mitochondrion; cytoplasm; peroxisome. NCBI's taxonomy places the organism in Eukaryota, Fungi, Basidiomycota, Dacrymycetes, Dacrymycetales, Dacrymycetaceae. The transcript is spliced from 9 exons. Gene Ontology annotation, biological process: mitochondrial fission; peroxisome fission. The record is from RefSeq and is a predicted model, not a curated record.